AUGUCUCGGCUUAUUUCUUGUAUCAUAAUUUUCCUUCUGAUUAUCGGCUCAGCCGCCGGAAGAAAACCAAAUUAUUGCUCGAGAGUGACGGAUCACUUCUUUCCAUGCAUAACGUAUCUAGUCGGAUUCGAAUCGAGACCGGCAGACGGUUGUUGUGGUGGUCUUGAAGAACUCAACCAACUUGUGAGGCAUAAUGGGAAGGGCCCGAAAAGCAUAUGCCAGUGCAUCGAAGAUUUGGACUACGUAAUGAACGUUCCGUUCAUCGCUUCACGGAUCCAGUCUCUUCCUGACGAGUGUCGAACUCACGUCAGUUUCCCGGUUUCUGUUGCCAUGAAAUGUUCCGGGUAA
Hibiscus syriacus is the source of this 348-nucleotide messenger RNA. Its product is annotated as non-specific lipid-transfer protein 13-like. Gene Ontology annotation, molecular function: lipid binding. NCBI's taxonomy places the organism in Eukaryota, Viridiplantae, Streptophyta, Magnoliopsida, Malvales, Malvaceae. The record is from RefSeq and is a predicted model, not a curated record. Bases 1 to 348 code for a protein of 115 amino acids. The transcript has a single exon. Gene Ontology annotation, biological process: lipid transport. Gene Ontology annotation, cellular component: membrane.